This is a messenger RNA of Phanerochaete carnosa HHB-10118-sp, 1565 nucleotides long. RefSeq lists its product as uncharacterized. The record is from RefSeq and is a predicted model, not a curated record. NCBI's taxonomy places the organism in Eukaryota, Fungi, Basidiomycota, Agaricomycetes, Polyporales, Phanerochaetaceae. The transcript has a single exon. The coding region runs from base 126 to 1331 and encodes 401 amino acids.
GCAUCAAUCUACUUGGUUGACACGCUCGCUUGGCUGUGCUGAGAUACGGGGACGGCUUUUAUAACCGAUUCGACCUCCCUCUCGGGCCUUUCUCUCAACGUCGUCCUCUUUGACUUACGUUCUCAAUGGCUGCCAACGUUCCCGAGGAACUCUUCGAGCACAUCCUAUGGCACGCUUGCAACUACGGCUUUGCACUCCCGCUUUGUCGUGAAACGAAGACUGCGAUAUCGCUCUUUGGACAGGUGUCUCGCUAUUGGGCUCGCCUAUCCCGGCGCAGGCUCUUCUGCGAGCUCGUCCUGCGCUCUCCAGAUGAUCUCCAGCGUCUGCAGACGUUCUUGGCAGCGCCCACUCCUACGGGCCUGGAGCCCAUCGCCGAGCUCGUCUUAUCUUUUAGAGCGGUGGUCAACGGUGGUUGUAGACCAUGGAUUCAUUUAGCGGCAUCAGUCAUUAAAUCGAGGCUGCGAAAUUGCCAGUACUUCACUCUCGCCGUCGUCCAGUUGGGCAACCGCUCGCCAGCUGAGCAGUGGCGCACCUUACAUCCAAGCCUCCCACGCACGCUACCCGGUUCCACGUCGCAAAUUUUCAGACUACACUUUAAUUCGAUGCACUUCCCAAAUGGCCGCACGCUCUUUCGUCUGCUCGCACCCAUCCCGUCCCUGUGCGCCGUGGACCUCAUCGAUAUCACAUGGGAUACAGAACCGACGACGAACGACUUUUUCGCUGCUCCAUUCGGGUGGAGGCUCAGUGGGGUGGUGUCUGACAGUCUCCUCGCUACCUAUUUCUUACCAUUGUUGGUUGCGAGCAUCAGAUGCGCACAUCCAGCGACCAAGGGCCGUCGGGAGCGCCUUCCAAAAUACCUCCUAGACGUCGAAGACCACCGAACGUUGCUAGAUCUGCUCAGCAUCCUCGAAGGGUCGCGUUCCGCACAUGAGUGGGUAGUGCCGUCGGUUGAGUGCAGGCGCACCGUCGGACGUAUCCACGAUAGUCUCUAUGACGAUGGUCCAGAGCGGACCCGUGCGUGUUUCUUGACCUCUAGAUGCGAUGAUGCUCAAUAUAUGGCAGACCUGCAGUUCUUCUGCGCAUCACAGCUUAGUUGCCAACGGCUCGGACCCGAGGUAUUCGUCCACCUCACGCUGGAUGAUUCACUGACUGUUCAUGGGCCAGCCGUCCUGCAUAUCGACGCGAUACACGUCAGCUACAUGGAGGACUUGCCGGCCUUCGCGGGCGAGGUUCUGAACGAAGGAAUGUGGGCCUCGUUUGCGGACACUACCCUUCGGCUCCACCAUCUCCCAAUACGUAGAGCUUCUCCGACCUGCAGCCAUGCGCGAUGAAAGUCUAGGCGUGACCGACCGGGCGUUCCAGCCACUCAUUGACAUGGGUAGGCUGCGGAGCCGCUAGCUUGAGGACACCUGGUCAGACAAGACAGUCGCUGUGCGGAUGAAUGGGACGCGGUGGUUGCCUAGAGCGAGAGAGUCGAGUGUGUAUGCCAAGGCCGCGCCUUCUUGAUCUGGAGAAACACCGUCUAUUCGAGUAUGUGUUGCAUCAUGAUGCAUUUCUUGCUUCCG